Molecule: messenger RNA, 550 nt
Organism: Aspergillus uvarum CBS 121591
Lineage: Eukaryota; Fungi; Ascomycota; Eurotiomycetes; Eurotiales; Aspergillaceae
Exons: 1
Coding region: 108-425 (105 amino acids)
Source: RefSeq, a predicted model, not a curated record
CGUUCUUGUGUUCUGUUUUCAGCGCGGAGCUUGCAUGGAUUUUUACGGUAUUAUGGCUGGCUGGGUUUGUUGCUUAAUCGGCUUAUUGGGGUUUUCCUUCGACGGUCAUGUCUUCUUUCGCGACUUGGCCUGUUUUUCUAUCUUCUUCCCUCCUUGGCUAUCAGGGCCAUUUAUGUCAUUUUCCCAUUCUCUUUUGUCCCGUCUGGCACGGUCUUUGGAUUUUCGAACACACUUCCUCCUUUAUUCAUUAUUCCCUGGUCAUGUCUCUCCUAUGUUUAUGGUCUUUAGCAUGUGCUUACGAUGAUGUUUUUCAUGUGCCAUGUUUGCGAUCGGCGCUCGAUCUCUCAGCGUCCCAGCUCCGAAUGAACAAAACAUUCAGUAUUGGUGGAGAACCUCAUAUCCAGUCUAGCGUGAAUUUGAUCUGACGGGCGCAUGACUGGCCCCGUGUUCUUCUUUGAGAAUGUACGUGGCUGAAAGUUGCCCUCCGGUCUUUCCGAGUAGAGUAGUCGAUGCUGGGCUGCGAGUAUACGAGCAAUGCGUUGCGUUGCGU